GGUUCCAGUCUUCGCCAGAGGAAGAUCUUACCCCUCUUCUCCUCCUCCUCUUCCUCACUCACUCACGCACGCACGCACUCACACCACUCACACGCACGCAUUCACUCGCGCACGCACAUUCAAGUCGAGCAGUUUAUUCGCGUUUGGUGUUGAGUGCAAGAAAGAUAUUGUUUUGAUUAUUGUUGUUAUUGUUAUUAGUUUUGUUAGUUUUCUGUCUGUCUGUCUGUCUGUCUGUGUCUUAGACGUAUUUUGAGAACAAGAAUUUUUGGCUGCAGAUUUUGACAACAGUUGCAGUCAUGCGUGCGUGGAGGUGGUUGGCGGCGGCGGUGGUGGUGUCUGUUGCGGGCAUUGGAGUCACCCCGGCCGAGGCGCAGCGGGGCGGGAGCUCGCGGCUGGCCCAGAUGAUGCAGAGUAUGGCGGAGAACAUGGGCAGCGUGGCCUCCAGGAUCAGCAGCGGCAUGAUCAGAAUCGUAGGAGGCAGCAACAGCAACACCAGGCCACAGCUCUUCCGGGAGGCACCACAAGCAGGACUCCCUUCGCCACAAGUUCGACCGCAGCGCCAGAGAACCCAGCCACGCCCCGUUGAUGCCGGCGAAGGAGCCCCCGCAAAACAAGCCCCCAACGCCCCCAGACCCGUGAGGCAGAGGGUGGAGAAGCCUGUGGGAGGGGGGAAGCGUAGGCGUGUAUCCUUCCGCCAGUUCGUCGAUACCACCAUGGCCGGGAUCGCUAGCUUUAUCCCGAAUCUGCAGCGACGCGUGCAGAACCGACGAAGGCACACCAGGGAACUUGAGGUAAUGGGAGACUCGCCUUGGUGGUCAUCUUCCUCUUCGUCGGGGUAUAGUUCUCCUUCUUCGUCCUCGUCCUCAUCUUUGGUCUCACUCUCUUCCUUCUUCAGUAGUGGCCAGAAACGACGAAGGCGCAGCAGGGAACUCGAGGUAUUGGGAGACUCGCCUUUGUGGUCCUCUUCUCCUUCUUCUUCGUCUGGUUCUUCUACUUCUUCUACUUCUUCGUCUCCUUCAAAUUCCUUCUUCAGUAGUGCUCAGAAACGACGAAGGCACAGCGGGGAACUUGAGGUAUUGGGAGACUCGCCUUGGUGGUCAUCUCCUUCGUCUGGGUAUGGUUCCUCAACUACUUCUACUUCUUCGUCUUCUUCUGCGCCUUCGUUCUCACCCUCUUCCUCCUUCGAUAGUAAAGGUUCAAAGAGAAAGGAUGCAGUUCCGUUGUUCUCUCUAUCACCUCCUUCGUCUUUGUCUUCUCCGCCCUCUAUUGCUUCUAAAAGGGAGGGUGUGUUUCCAGUGCUCUUCCUUCCUUCCUCUUCCUCCUCUUCCCCGUCUUCUUCCUCCUCCUCCUCCUCCUCUUCCCCGUCCUCCUCCUCCUCCUCCUCCUUCUUCAGUAGUAAGAGGUCUAAGAGGGAAAGUGUUUAUCCAUCUCACUCUCAUCACUCCUCUUCUUCUUCCCCUUCCUCAUCUUCCUCUAACGCCAUUCAUGUCACUGUCAAUGUGUUUCAAGGGCAAGGAGGAGGAGGAGGAGGAGGAGGAGGAGGAGGAGGAGGUCAUGAAGGAGGAGGAGGAGGAGAUUAUGACCCUCCUCAAGACAGCCUUACGGUCAGUCAUUAUCCUGACCACACCGUUGACCUGACGCACCACUACCCUGACGGAGGCACUGACGGAGGACCUGUGAGUCUACCACCCCCUGCGGACUAUGCCCCGCCCCGUCCAAUCCCCGUGGCACCCAUAGAAGACGCCCCUUGGCCCCAGCUCUCCUCCUUCCCAUCCUUCCAGCCCCCAAACUUCCCCAGCUUCAACGACUUCCUCGGUGACGUGCAGGCAACCCCGAGCUGGCAGGGUGACGCUAGUGGGACGGCAGGGACCUCUGGCUACACCCCUGCCACUCCAGACGCCCCUGAUGGCCCUUACCCACCCGUAGAAGCCCCAGACGACCAACCUACCUAUACCAACCGACCCUCUGUUACCCAAGACUAUUAUGAGAUCGAGAAAGUGAAGGGAGAAGGAGGUGGCGCUAAUCUAACCCCACAGCUGGAUAACGGGUAUAGCGGGGUUCCCAAGGGCCAAGGCUGGGUCCACGGGAGUUCUUACACUACUGAGGGAGGUUAUACGGGGGAAGGGCAGUCAGGGAGCAUCAGGGGGCAGACUAAGGGUCCAAAAAGGGGGAGUUCGACCCAUGGGAGUUCUUAUACAUCCGUGGGAGAUUACGAAGGGGAGGUAGGGUAUGAGGCCCCCGGAGGUUCCUAUAGUACUGGGGAGAGAUACGAGAUUGAGAAACCGCAGGGGAGCAGUCUAGUCACACGCUUUGCCCCCACCAGGAGUAAAGGGGAGAGGGGGGAAGGGGUGAAGGGUGAGGGCGGGGCAGCAUGUGGGGUGAGGUGUCUCUGGGAU
Molecule: messenger RNA, 2396 nt
Organism: Eriocheir sinensis (Chinese mitten crab)
Lineage: Eukaryota; Metazoa; Arthropoda; Malacostraca; Decapoda; Varunidae
Exons: 3
Source: RefSeq, a predicted model, not a curated record